Messenger RNA from Cladophialophora immunda, 1552 nucleotides. RefSeq lists its product as uncharacterized. The transcript has a single exon. The coding region runs from base 196 to 1167 and encodes 323 amino acids. Lineage: Eukaryota; Fungi; Ascomycota; Eurotiomycetes; Chaetothyriales; Herpotrichiellaceae. The record is from RefSeq and is a predicted model, not a curated record. Gene Ontology annotation, molecular function: protein binding.
UACGACUUCAUCCAGGUAAAGCCAGACCAGGGCUCAGGCUCAAGCAUUGCAAAGUGCUUGGAAAUCCCGGAGGUGGUAGAAGUCUGCCCAUCCGACAUCCUCUCAGCACUUUGAGAGCGUCCGAUAUACUUCUUCCCCCAAGGCAAGAGACAGGAUCUGCUGAAAGCCAUACCUACACACAAGGCGAACCACCAAAUGAGGGCCGCACUUGAUCAGGCCUUUGCAAGGGUACGCCGUCACCCAGCUCCUCUGCCUCUGCUUCUACGAAGGCACCAUCAUCAUCAUCCACAUCCACCGCAAGAUUCCUAUGUUCGCCCAUUUGCUGUUUCACGGAGACAUGUACAUGUGCUAAGCUGUCGCCGUCGUUCGCCUUGGCCGAUAAAGGUCCUUCAGCUGCAAUCCGCGUUACAGGGGGUCGUCUCGCCCUUGUUCUAUUCCACCAACGCAACCUCUUCGCCGCAGAAGACAACCGCACAGAUCUCCAUGGAACACCAGAGCGACAUCGCCCGCGUGCUCGACUACUGGUUCCCACCGCCGUCCUCGUCGUCGCCCAGCAACCCGACGGAGAAGUGGUUCCGACCGCCCCAACCGGAGCUCGUCGACUCCGAGAUCCGCGCGCAGUUCUCGUCGCUGGUCGAGCAGGCCCGCAACGACUCGCUGGACUCGUGGGCGUCAACGCCGCUCGGCUCGCUCGCCCUGAUCAUUCUCCUCGAUCAGUUCCCGCGGAACCUGUACCGGGGCUCGGCGCUGUCGUUCUCCUCGGACGCAAAGGCCUUAGACCUGUCCGUAGCGUCGGUCGCGCGGGAGUUCGACCGCUCGCCGGACCUGACGCCGCUGAUGGCCCUGUUCUUCUACAUGCCGCUGAUGCACGCCGAGACCCUUGUCCACCAGGUCGCGGGUAUCUCCUUGCUCGAGAACCUCGCCGCGCGGUGCCUGGGCGACUCCGCCUCUUUCGCGUCGGCGCCGCCCCGCGCGGCCGUGGCCGUCGAGGAGGCCGCCUCUUUCGCGCGGAAUUCGUGCGAGUUCGCAAAGGCGCACCGCGACGUUAUCUUGCGCUUCGGCAGGUUCCCCAGUCGGAACCAUGCGUUGGGGAGGGAGAGCACUCCCGACGAGGUCGAGUUCUUGCGCCAGAACCCCGGCGGAUUCAUAGUCUCGAAGCAAAAGUGAGGGAUGACACCGAAGAGAUCGUAAGCGUGGGAAUUGGUGGAAUUUCUCCCACCCGAGCAUGCAAUCAAGGUUUUGGCCCGCUGGAGGGAUGGAUAUAGGGUUGUCUCGCUUGACUUUUGAUUUUGGAAAAUGAUGGAUCUAGGUGGCUGCGAGACGCCGUUGCGCUCCUGAAGCCCAUGCCUUCGCUAUCUUCGAACGACAGCAGGGCCCCCCAUAGCAACGGCUCCUUACUACCCAGCUAACUGGAUUUCGAAGCAAUCUGGAGACGUGCUUUAUAAACAAAAGCAAAGGUGGGGGAUCAAUGCGCUGUUGGAAAUUGUAGUCUGAGAGCGGAGGAUGUGCCCUCGGCGAUAUAUACAAAGCGUAUCAUUAUCAAUUAUCUGGC